UCAUCAAGACACAAUAAACAAACACACAAACUUUGCAACUGCAAGCAAAGCUUCUUUCUGCAUUAUUAUUUGGGUUUGGGGAGAAAAUCAAGUUUGAUAUAUAAUUUGUAUUAUUUCAAAUGGCUCUUGCGGCAGGUAGCUUCACCCACAUGCCAGUGCUGCCAACCCUCAAAUACGAGUCUAAAAAAUCUAUGAAAAUUACCAUAAAAUGUGCUAACAACAACAAAAACAAAACAAAAGUUGUUGGAAAGAAACCAAUGGGUAGCACAGGAAGCGGAGGAGGGGGAACUGGUCCGAAAACAGAGGACGGAGUAUUGGAGCCUGAUCCAAAAACAGAGAGUGGAUUCUUGGGGCCUGAUCCGCAAACGGAGAAUCCUCAGACACCAAUAAAUUCUGAUGACGAUGAAGAUCAACUUGAUAACACUUUUGCAUUCAAUCUUACUGGCAAGGAGUGGGUGGUGAUUUUUCUUUUUUUGAUCCUCUUUGUAGGUUCAACAUUGUUUAAAGCACAUUAACUAGGACUUAUGAGUUAGGAGUUCUUUUAAUGAAUGGACAUUGUUUUAGCAUUCUAAUUGUGGGGAAUUUCGAGUCAAGAUCCUCUCCAUUUUAUAUCCUCAUCAUUUCUUUCAUUUGGAGAGAUGUAGAUUCAAUUUUUUUUUUAAAAAGUAAAAAAUAAUUAAUGAUUGUGGGACUCACUUAAUGAUAUGACUCACUAUCUAUUUUAUAUAUCUAUCUUUCUCCAAAUUGUAUACUCCAUUUCUUUAUCAAAUGGAGAGGAUCCUAACCCCAGAAUUUCAGUUUUUCUUUCAUUUUAAUGAAGACGUAAAUCAAAGUGGCAAAUGGAUUUGAAAUAGUACGUUGAAAUGAGAAUUGAUUAUAUAUAUAUAUAUAUAUAUAUUCUAAGCUA
This is a messenger RNA of Medicago truncatula (barrel medic), 907 nucleotides long. RefSeq lists its product as uncharacterized. The coding region runs from base 120 to 515 and encodes 131 amino acids. NCBI's taxonomy places the organism in Eukaryota, Viridiplantae, Streptophyta, Magnoliopsida, Fabales, Fabaceae. The transcript has 2 exons. The record is from RefSeq and is a predicted model, not a curated record.